CUGCCACAUCUCAUCUUUUCUACGGGGAUCCCUAAUCGCGUUGGCUCGAUCCCAAUCACCACGGCUCAAAAUACCUCCUGCAUAUGUUGUGUCCAUUACACCCGCUUAUCAUGAUGAUAUUUUCUUCGACACCCAAUUGUAGAACAUUUGAGUGUUCAUGGCCCUUAGGAAUGGCUUGCAUUGCAAAGGAAAGUUCGCCUGUUGCCUGUCUUGGGCAUGUCCGUUGUGGGCCGCAGGCGACCCAGUGGUUCACUAUACUCAUAAAUGGAUGCAGGAGUAGCAUGUCAGAACUUACGCGACCGAGAAAUACGUUCGCUUGGGAAUUGAUGACCACUCCUUGUGCCGAAAUAUGCACAAUCGGGGUCAGCGAGUCGAAUUCACGAGUGUGCAAAAACGUAGAUUCCUCCCACGAUUUAUAUUACCUUCAGGAUUGCGAGAACCAACUGUCUCCCUCAGGGCAGCUCCUCCCUUCUUACGUUCUUCCUCCGUGUCGAGAUGUUCCAAGUCCUUCUCAUAAUUGUACGGAAGAUGCAUUUUGGAAUCUUGUCCACCUUUUCAUCAUCGAUGAAAUCCUGAACUGUUAUUCGCGGACGAAGUAAGUUGUGAUGGUAGUAAGUAGAUCUAAAGCGUAAUCGAUCUCUUUGAACUUUGGUUGAACUUGACGAACUUAACCCGCUUCGUAGUCCGGCUUUGGAGUUGAUAUAUCGCGACUCGGAUAAUCACAUCGCAGUGAAGCCACGCAACAAAGUCGAGACGAGACUUCCACUGUGCAUGCAUGUAUGUUCUGCGGAAUAGAUACACGAAAAAUGUCGUGUGGACAUGUAUUGCACGCAGGCAAAGCACUCACGGGGCAAUACUGUUCCCGCAAAUACUCUGUUGCCGGGUGAGGCUAGGGUACAAG
Cantharellus anzutake is the source of this 901-nucleotide messenger RNA. RefSeq lists its product as uncharacterized. The coding region runs from base 84 to 599 and encodes 171 amino acids. The transcript has 2 exons. The record is from RefSeq and is a predicted model, not a curated record. Lineage: Eukaryota; Fungi; Basidiomycota; Agaricomycetes; Cantharellales; Hydnaceae.